This is a messenger RNA of Cephus cinctus (wheat stem sawfly), 2448 nucleotides long. RefSeq lists its product as uncharacterized. The transcript is spliced from 3 exons. Bases 112 to 2199 code for a protein of 695 amino acids. Lineage: Eukaryota; Metazoa; Arthropoda; Insecta; Hymenoptera; Cephidae. The record is from RefSeq and is a predicted model, not a curated record.
GAGCGAUCUCCCGUCGGAAAGUCUUAACUAUACGAAGGGGACAUAAUCAGCGUGGAUGGAAGUUCAACAGAUUUCACCGUACAGAAUAAUAUAGUGCAAGAGACUUUUAAGAUGCUUUUUAGUUUGUCCCCAAAUAUACAUGGGAUCGAAAGGACCAAAAAAUGGCACGAGGAUGCCUCAUUCUGGACGAGCUUUAUUUGUUCCGCAAGGAAUUCCAGGUCGUUUGGCAUCUAUCAGAUUUACACCAACUAUUCGUACCGAUUGAGAGAAUUCGUGAAGAGAUUUACGCCAAAUUUAUACAUGGAUUGUCAGUCGCUACUGUACCUGAGAACGUACAAGAUCUACUCGAGAGACUAUGCAGAUGGUAUAUUCAUAAUUCGUCAGACGAGAUACCCAAGAACAUCGAAGAGAGCUGUUAUCGAAAAUUCUAUAAGGCUAAAAGUGCCUGCUGAGGUCAGCGGAAGUGCUGGUAGCCAUUUCAUUGAUACCCCAGCAGUAACAGUCAUAUUGAUAGACAGCGAAGAGAGCUUGGUUGGAUUUUUGAAUCACGUUGUACCCGAGGAGUGGAACAAUACAAUGAAAUUUCUUAUUAUCAUGAUCACGGAUAACAAUGACUCGACGCAGGUAGAAAAUCCUAAACACGUGGCUGAUAAUAUAUUAAAGAGACUAUGGCGCGAAAGACAAAUACUCAAUGUUAUCUUUGUCGCUCCUUUCACGACCUUUGAAAGCUGCGCCUUCACGUACAAUCCAAUUUCAAGUUUCGCUGGACAGGAUAUAACGGGUGAGAUUGAAAUCUUCAAAUUUGAAUCGAGCGACAAGGCAGCGACGACGAUGGCGAAAAUUUACGCGCGAAAUUUAAAUAACCUUCAUGGAUAUCCAUUGAAGGUCGGUAUGUUCGAAAGAAUUCCUACGUCUCUCAGACUGGUGGAUAAAGUUGAUCACGGAUUCUUACAUUGCAAGAAGACAAUAAUAUUCACGGGUAUCGACGGUCUCAUGUUGGACACUGUUGCAGAGGCCAUGAAUUUUACAACGGUUAUCUACCGUCCCACGGAUGGAAUUGAAUUCGGCUACCAAAUGCAGAACGGGACAUACGUCGGUACUCUAGGUGACAUCGUAUCGAAAAAAAUUGACGUGUCCUUCAACGCCAUGUUUAUAAAGAAGUAUGGGAACGAUCCAAAUGCCAUAAAAUUCAGUUCGUACGUUGCAUUCGACAAAUUGUGUCUGGUGGUACCAAAAGCCUCGAAGAUACCACAAUGGCUUAGAAUCUUUCAAAGUUUCACCCCAACCUUAUGGCUAUAUCUUGGAAUCGUUCAGAUCGUCUGCGGCGCCACCUGGUACAUUAUACAAAGAAGAGAUCGGCCGAGUGAAAUAAAUUUUCUAGUAGUUCUACUGGAUACCACGUUACUGUUCGCCGGUGCACCGCGCCAUCUGCCAUUGAUAACAAGCGGCAGAAUCCUCAUAGGAAGUCUGCUCCUCCUGAGUGUCACGAUAACUGGAAUUUUUAACGGCAGCCUCUACAAGAGUUUCUCUACGGAUUCCUAUUACAAGGACAUCGAUGAAUUAAAGGACGUGGAUGAAUCUGGCUUACAGAUUGGUACGGGCUCGCCCAAUCUCCGCGACAUGUUCGGUUGUGAUAAUGAUUCCGAGAUUAUGGUAAACUUGCGAAAAAAAUUUAGCGUCAUCCCAAGCUCAGACAUCCCGGCUAUCGAGAGGACCGCUUAUUUUCGUAACUUUUCGGCUGUUGACAGGGAAAAUGAUCUCUUGUUACGUUUAAAUACUAAAUACAUUGAUCGUGACGGUAAUCAUAUGUUACAUAUCGUUUCCGAGUGUCCACGUACGUACUCCCUUGGAUAUGCGGGACAUAGGAAUUCAAUUUUUUUCGACAGAAUGAACGUCAUCAUAUCCAGAACCAUGGAAGCUGGUUUAACGAACUAUUGGUAUGCGUGGACUAUCGAUAAUUAUCUCCAAAAGAAUAGCACACGUCAGUUUAUUCGCACGCAACAAAAAUUCGUCGGAUUUCACCUGUACGACGUGCAAACGUCAUUUUUCAUAUUGGCAUUCGGACUUUUUUUGUCUCUCCUUGUAUUUAUCGGCGAACACGUUGUAGAACGAAGAGUCGAAAUUUAUUUUAAAAUGCGUCAAUGGUCUUGUAGCGUCUUUAAUAUACCUAGUGGCACGGAACGUAGGACUUAUGCGUGAAUAAAAAAAGAUUCGUAUUGAAAAAAUAUAAUUGUAUUAAAAAUCACUGUUACCAUACCUUAAUAGCAGAUACUGUAUUUUUAUUCAAAUAGGGAUAUCCCUGAAAUAUAUUUCUUUCCUUUUCUAACCAAGUACCUAAAAACAGCCCACGUACGCCUAUAACACUCGGUCUAACGUAUGAAAGCUCUAUUGUCCAAGUCGCAACUACCUUAACGUGUCCCGGACCGAUAAAUAAAUGAUUUUAUCUCA